AUGUGGCGAGUGACUGUACGGGCGUUGGUGGUUCUUCUGUCCGCCUGGCUCUUUGGGACGCUGGUUUGGGGCUGGUUUCAGCAGAACGGAGAUGAGAAGCCCCGAACACAGCACACGGAGCGUCCGGGAAGAGGCUCCGGUGACCCGGACCAGAGCUGCUUUUGCCAUCUGACCGGCGUUCUGGACGACUGCUUCUGUGACGUUGAAAGCAUCGACGUGUUCAACAACUUCAAGAUCUUCCCUCGAAUCAAGAAGCUGACGGAGAGAGACUAUUUCAGAUACUACAGGGUGAAUUUGAAGCGUCCGUGUCCCUUCUGGCCCGAUGACGGACACUGUUCCAUCAAAGACUGUCAUGUGGAGCCCUGUCCAGAGAGUAAAGUCCCCGUCGGCAUCAAGUCUGGGAACUACAACAAGUAUUCACAGGCGGCCAAUUCCAUGUCGGACAUGUCGGAGUGUGAACAGGCCAAAGAACUGGGCGCCAUCAACAGCACCCUGAGUAACCAGAGUAAAGAGGCGUUCGCUGACUGGGCGAGACACGACGAUGCCCAGGAUCACUUCUGUGAAUUGGACGAUGAAACAUCUCCUGAUGCUGAGUACGUGGAUCUGCUCCUGAAUCCAGAGAGAUUCACCGGAUACAAAGGUCCUUCUGCCUGGAGGGUGUGGAACAGCAUCUACGAAGAAAACUGCUUCAAGCCCAGAUCAGUGUACCGACCUUUGAACCCUCUGGCUCCGAGUCGAGGAGACGAUGACGGAGAAGGUUUCUACAACUGGUUGGAAGGUUUGUGUUUAGAGAAGAGGGUUUUCUAUCGGCUCAUCUCCGGCCUCCACAGCAGCAUCAACAUCCACCUAUGUGCCGAGUACCUGCUGGACGAGGGAUGGGGCCGGUCCGUUUGGGGUCCCAACGUCCAGGAGUUCCGGCAGCGCUUCGACGUGGCUGAGACGAAGGGCGAGGGCACACGGCGGCUGAAGAACCUGUACUUCCUGUACCUGAUCGAGCUGAGGGCGCUCUACAAAGUGGCGCCGUACUUCGAACGGGCCGUGGUCAACCUUUACACGGGAAACAGUCAGGAGGACGCCGCCACCAAGGAGCUGCUGCUGCAGGUCUUCAACGAGAUCCGAAUGUUCCCCAUGCACUUUGACGAAAAAUCCAUGUUCGCUGGACACAAAAUGGAAGCCAAAACGUUGAAGGAGGAAUUCCGUCUCCAUUUUAAGAACAUUUCUCGGAUCAUGGACUGUGUUGGCUGCAGUAAAUGUCGACUUUGGGGAAAACUGCAGACUCAGGGUCUGGGUACAGCUCUGAAGAUCCUGUUCUCAGAGAAAGAGAUUAAAAACCUCCCUGAACACAGUCCGUCCAAAGGCUUCCAGCUGACCCGGCAGGAGAUCGUGGCCUUACUGAACGGCUUUGGCAGGUUGUCCACCAGCAUCCAUCAGCUCCACAACUUCCGCAUGUUGUUGAAGGAGACCAGGUAACAGCAGGUGAUGCAUCCUCUGGCCAGGAGGUGGCGUUGGCCCUCAGAAAACUGCAAUAGUCUAAUCCUCUAAUCCUGCAGAAGAAGAAGAAGGAAAAUCUUUUUAAUAGACAUGAGGAUCAGCGCUGAAUCCCAACUCUCUGCUUUCAUUCACCUUCAUCCUCCGCCUUCUUUAUCUGAAAUCAGAACCGCCUUUCGGACCUUUAGUCUCCGCCUUUGGUUCGAGAGCCAGGAGCCGCCAUUCAUUAAAGGACACCGCUGAAGGAAGUCAUGACCUCGCUCUCAGUGCCCAGAUGAACUCACGAUGUCUGGGAACAAACUGACACAGAAGUCCAGGAGACACUUCCACUGGCCCCGCCCCCUGCCAACAUCAGAUCCUGUUGGAUUCAGACCUGAUCUGAAGGCAUUUCUGAAGGCCUCGGUUGGACGGAGCUUCGGUCUUGUGCUGCUGCUUUUUGGUUUUUGUUGAUUUUCUUCUUUGCAUACUUUCUGCUGUGUUUUUGGAGCCUGAUGAUCUGGACCAUUGGGCUCGCGUCGACCCAUCUCAGGCCUCAACAUUCAUGACUGCUCGCUAGAAAGUGUCUGCACAUGUGCAAAAACCCAUGAUCCUUUGAGUCUGAUCACAGCCGUCAACUUCAGCAUUAAUGAAACACACCCGUUUAAUAUUAGAGC
This is a messenger RNA of Sphaeramia orbicularis (orbiculate cardinalfish), 2141 nucleotides long. It is a transcript of the gene ero1b, whose product is annotated as endoplasmic reticulum oxidoreductase 1 beta. Gene Ontology annotation, molecular function: protein-disulfide reductase activity; thiol oxidase activity; FAD binding. Gene Ontology annotation, biological process: protein folding in endoplasmic reticulum. NCBI's taxonomy places the organism in Eukaryota, Metazoa, Chordata, Actinopteri, Kurtiformes, Apogonidae. The coding region runs from base 1 to 1470 and encodes 489 amino acids. Gene Ontology annotation, cellular component: endoplasmic reticulum membrane; endoplasmic reticulum. The transcript is spliced from 16 exons. The record is from RefSeq and is a predicted model, not a curated record.